Messenger RNA from Conger conger (European conger), 3062 nucleotides. It is a transcript of the gene prdm5, whose product is annotated as PR domain containing 5. Gene Ontology annotation, biological process: regulation of transcription by RNA polymerase II. NCBI's taxonomy places the organism in Eukaryota, Metazoa, Chordata, Actinopteri, Anguilliformes, Congridae. Gene Ontology annotation, molecular function: RNA polymerase II cis-regulatory region sequence-specific DNA binding; protein binding; DNA-binding transcription activator activity, RNA polymerase II-specific. The transcript has 16 exons. The record is from RefSeq and is a predicted model, not a curated record. Bases 157 to 2055 code for a protein of 632 amino acids. Gene Ontology annotation, cellular component: nucleus.
CGCACUGAAGGGAGAACAAUAUGGAAGUGCGACCUGGAGUGAGAGAUUGAGAGAAAAACGCGGAGAUUUUCAGCCACAGUGAACCCCAAAGCCACACACUGACUCGUUCUCCGUAAAAUGAUUAGCUGCUGUCACACUAGGAACGCUUUCUGACUAAUGACAAUGUUGGGUAUGUACGUGCCGGACAGGUUCGUACUGAAGUCCUCCGAGGUCCAAGAUGGAAUCGGGCUGUACACCGCCAGACGGGUGAAAAAGGGCGAAAAGUUCGGUCCGUUCGCUGGGGAGAAGAGGAUGGCUGACGAACUGGAUGACAACAUGGACCCCAGACUGAUGUGGGAGGUGCGGGGCAGUAAGGGGGAGGUGCUGUACGUGCUGGAUGGCAGUAACCCUCGACACGCCAACUGGCUGCGCUUCAUCCACCAGGCCCCCUCUCAGGAGCAGAAGAACCUGGCAGCCAUCCAGGAUGGGGAAAAUAUCUUCUACCUGGCGGUUGACGACAUUGAAACUGAUACGGAGCUGCUGAUUGGCUACCUGGACAGUGACAUGGAGGAAGAGGAGGAUGAUGAGGAAGAGGAGGUUAUUAAAGAUGAAGAUGAAGACAGCAGAGAGGCCGUGCUCACUGAGAGCGAGCUGGUCGUGGUGAAGGUAGAGGAUCACCCCUGCCUCCUGUGUGAGAGCAGCUUCUCCAGUGAGGAGGUGCUGGCGGCCCAUCUGCAGUCUCUGCACCACAGCCCCAGCUCCGACCACAAGGAGUUCAAAUGCCGCAGCUGUGGGAAGAGGUUCCCUGUCCGACAGGCCCUGCAACGCCAUGUUCUGUACUGCACAGAGAAUGUGGAACCUGGCUGUGACUCCGCCCAUAUUCACCAGUGCUCCCUGUGUCACAUUAGCUUCAGCUCAGAGUCCAGCUUUGACCAGCAUAAGGAGGCCUGUAAGGGAGACGCCAGGUUCAUCUGUAAAGCAGAGAGCUGUGGAAAGAGGUUCAAGAGCAAGGAUGCUCUCAAGAAGCACAAAGGGAAUGUCCAUACAGGCAGUGGGCGGAGGAAGCCGAUGUGCUCGAUCUGCAGUAAGAAGUGUUCCUCAAUGGCCAACCUGCAGGAGCACCGCAAGAUCCACGGGGUGUUCGAUUGCCCGGACUGCGACAAGAAGUUCAUCUCCACCAAUCAGCUCAAGCGUCACAUGAUCACACAUUCAGAGAAGCGCCCGUACACCUGUGAGGUGUGCAGUCGCUCCUUUAAACGGCUGGACCAGGCCACGGCACACAGGAUCAUCCACAGCGCCUUCAAGCCCUACAAGUGCAAGCUGUGCGGGAAAGAGUUCGCACACCGCAAUGUGUACAAGAACCACAAGAAGACCCACUCCGAGGAGAGACCCUUCCAGUGUGAGGAGUGCAAAGCCCUGUUCCGCACACCUUUCUCCCUGCAGAGGCACCUGCUCAUACACAACAGUGAGAGGACCUUUAAGUGUGACCAGUGUGACGCCACCUUCAAGCGCAAGGACACGCUGAACGUGCACAUCCAGGUGGUGCACGACGGCCACAAGAAGUACAAGUGUGACCUCUGUGAGAAGGCCUUCGUCACGCCCUCCGUGCUCAAGAGUCACAAGAAGACUCACACUGGGGAGAAGGAGAAGGUGUGUCCGUACUGUGGGCAGAAGUUUGCGAGUAACGGCACUCUCAGGGUACACAUCCGCAGUCACACAGGGGAGCGGCCGUAUCAGUGCCCGUACUGUGACAAAGCCUUCAGCAAGAACGACGGCCUGAAGAUGCACAUCCGCACCCACACACGGGAAAAGCCCUAUAAAUGCUCGGAGUGUAACAAGGCCUUCAGUCAGAAGCGGGGUCUGGAUGAGCACAUGAGGACCCACACUGGAGAGAAGCCCUUCCAGUGUGACGUCUGUGAUCUGUCCUUCAGUUUGAAGAAGAUGUUGAUCCGGCACAAACUGACGCACAACCCCAACCGGCCAAUGGCAGAGUGUGGGCGGUGUCAUAAGAAGUUCACCCGCAACGACUACCUGAAGGUGCACAUGGAGAACGUGCACGGAGAGACGGACGCGUAGCUGCACCAAUCAGCAACGGGACACGUAGCUCCACCAAUCAGCAAGCGUGACGCAGUCUCUCAAAGGGGAAGAUCUCUCGGGAGAAUCUCAACUCAGGAACAGCUUUCAAAUGCAACCUGCUCCUCUCAACCACACUGGUCUCUGCUGAUCUCAGAUCACUGAUCUCUGCUGAUUUCAAAUCACUAAUCUUUGCUUAUCUGAAAUCACUGAUCUCUGCUGAUUUUAGAUCUGAUUUGUGAGAUCAGUGACCUUUCUGUGGACAGUGCUGCCCCAAGGCCUGGUUCUGAUAUACUCCACAGCACUCAGAGUGGUUUACAGAAGAGACACAACAAUGCAAUGCUGCUUCCUGUUUCAGAGUGAAGCCAUCUGCUACCCAGAGAUACCAGUGUGUGUGUGUGUGUGUGUGUGUGUGUUGGGUCCUACUUCCCAAAGAGACACCUGUGUGUGUGUGUGUGUGUGUGUGUAUGUCGAGUUCUACUACCCAAAGAGUGUGUGUGUGUGUGUGUUUGUGUCGGGUUGUACUACCCAAAGAGACACCCGUGUGUGUGUGUCAGAUUCUACUACCCGAAGAGACACCAAUGUGUGUGUGCGUGCGUCCGUGUGUGUGUGUGUGUGUGUGUGUGUCAGAUUGUACUAUGGAAAGAGAGACACCAAUGUGUGCAUGUGUGUACCUGUGUGUGUGGGUGUGUGUGUGCAUGUGUCGGUGUCAGAUUCUACUGCCCAAAGAGACACCAAUUUGUGUCAGAUUCUGCUACCCAAAGGUACGUGUGUGUGUGGGGGUGUGUGUGUGUGUGCGCGCGUAUGUGUGUGUGUGUGUGUCAGAUUCUACUACCCAAAGAGACUCCAAUUUGUGUCAGAUUCUACUACCCAAAGAGACACCAAUUUGUGUCCGAUUCUGCUACCCAAAGGUAAAUGUGUGUGCGUGUGUGUGUGUGUGCGCUUGCGUGUGCGUGCGUGUGUGUGUGUGUGUAUGCGCGUGUGUGUGUGUAUGCGCGCGCGCGUGUGUG